Colletotrichum lupini is the source of this 1530-nucleotide messenger RNA. Its product is annotated as SH3 domain-containing protein. The transcript has 4 exons. Gene Ontology annotation, biological process: actin cortical patch localization; endocytosis; plasma membrane tubulation. NCBI's taxonomy places the organism in Eukaryota, Fungi, Ascomycota, Sordariomycetes, Glomerellales, Glomerellaceae. Gene Ontology annotation, molecular function: protein binding; lipid binding. The coding region runs from base 1 to 1530 and encodes 509 amino acids. The record is from RefSeq and is a predicted model, not a curated record. Gene Ontology annotation, cellular component: actin cortical patch; Rvs161p-Rvs167p complex; mating projection tip.
AUGGCCGAGCUUCGUCUUGCGUAUCCUGGGCACUUCCAGAAGCUGACCCGCACUGCACUGUUACUCGUCCCCGAAAUCGGAAUAGUUGCUGCCUGCGAGCUACUCAGCCUCAGGAUGCAGUCGAUGCAGAGACAAUUCGGCAAGCUCAUGAACAAGGGCCCCGGGGACAAUGCCAAAAUUGCUGCCGUCUUACACGACUAUGAAGAUGCGGACAAACUGCUAGUCAAGAUUAUCGAGAACACCAAGACUCUCCGUGAAGCAUGGGUCACCAUGGCCACUAGCCAGUGGGCUAUGGUAAAGGAGUACGAGGGCUUGUACGACCCAAUUGUGGGAGCCUCGGAGGGACAUAGCCGCCCCAGUGUCCAAACUCCUCAGCUGCAGCUCGAUCGCACUUUCAAGCUUAGCGGCGCCUACUCUGACCUCAAGGACGAACUGACCGAAGAAGUGACGGCCAUCGAUAAGCAGGUCAUUGGCCCUGCUACCGAGGCCCAUGAGUACAUUCAGCCCCUUCGCAAGACUAUCAAGCAGCGGGAGAACAAGAGGCUGGACUAUGAGAAGGCCCAGGAAAAGGUCAAGAAGCUCCAGAAGAAGCCCGGCAAGACGCCGAAGGAAGAUGCUGCUUUGUCAAAGGCCGAGUUCGAGAUGACUUGCGCGUCCGAGGAGUUCCAAGUUGCCGACGGUCACAUCAGGGAAGCUCUGCCUCCGAUCAUUGAGGCCGUCUUCACUUUGAUUCCUCAUAUUCUGGCCUCCCAUGUUACGAUCCAAAACAGGCUUCUCGGGCUGUAUUACACUGUACUUCACAACUACUGCGAAGAUCACGACUUUCCCUCUCCCCCACCCCCAAUGGACAGCGUGAUAUCAACCUGGGCAGCGUCUUUUGUACCAAUUCAGAAGGAGGUGGAGGCUAUCAGUUGCAUAGCACAUGGCAAGAACUGGAGGCAACCAGUAAGGGUAGGGGACGACGGCCAGGGCCGAAAGACAUCAACAUCGUCACGGAACGGCUUGGGUAGGACGCCUUCUGGCAUGAACGAGGGUGCAACACCGACCCCUCGGACCAUGCGAAUCCCCUCAAACAACGGAGGGAGCCGUCCAUCUAUGGCGAGGGAGCCGUCACCUCAACCUAGCCCGCAGUCGAGUAGCACGAAUGUCUCGCGGUCUCAGCUCGGACUGCCAACCGACUUCACUACCGCCACGUCUCUUGGGAAGACCCAGGGUUCCCCCAACGUGUCGCCAUCAUACUCACGUACCCAGUCCGAAUAUUUUGGUCACCAGUCGGGGCUCGUCCCCGGUCAGGGGAGUCUGGCAGGGAAGAAGAAACCACCACCGCCGCCCCCAGCCAAGCGCUUCAAAGCGCCGGAAGAAUUUGUCGUCGCCCAAUAUGACUUCGCAGGGAGCAACGGAGAUCUGAGUUUCAACGAGGGAGAUAUGAUCAAAAUCAUCAAAAAGACAGACACAGAUCAGGAUUGGUGGGUAGGCGAGAUAGGUGGCGUACGGGGCAGUUUCCCUGCCAACUACUGUAAAGCUGCUUGA